Molecule: messenger RNA, 1629 nt
Organism: Didymodactylos carnosus
Lineage: Eukaryota; Metazoa; Rotifera; Eurotatoria; Philodinida; Philodinidae
Source: the annotation of a GenBank genome assembly
AUGGGUAAACACAAAAUAGCGGAUAAUGAUACAACGCGAUCUUUGGUUAGAGCAAAUAAAAGACCAAAGCGAUAUCAACAACAACAAGACGAAGUGAAAAAAAGUGUUUUUCCCGGUACGACAAUUGAAAGUGGUUCGACGGAACUAUGGAAUGAAUUUUUCGACUAUUUAUCAUUACUAGACAUAUUACAAGCAUUUUCAGGUCUAAAUUCCCGAAUAAAUGCCAUUAUUUGCUGUUCAUACCCAAUAUACAUCGAUCUAUCAUACACAAGUAUUUCAUAUGAUCAAUUUCAGGGUUAUUGUCGAUAUGCACUUCGUACAUCAUCUCAUUAUAUUAAAUCACUUAAACUUUCGAAUGUGGACAAUAUUAAUGCUAUCAAGCUGUUCAAAAGUAUUUGUGAUAUAAGUCAAUUUCUCAGUUUACAGAAACUUAUUCUAAUAAAACCCGAUCGACAAGAUAUCCUUGAUCUAUUUCCAAAAGUCAAUGAAUUAAAAGAAUUAUCAACAAUAGAGAUUAUUAACUAUUCUGAUAUAACAAUUGAUGGUGUUCAGAAUGUAAAAUUUCUUAAAACACUUUCUUUGAAAACAAUACAUAGAGAUAGUUUUCACUACCUUCGAGCGUCAAGCAUUGAACAGUUAACAAUCGAAUAUUGUGAACUAAAUUUAUUUUAUUAUCUGAAUCCAUGUUUAAACAAUUAUUGGUCUGGACACUAUUGGCCAAAACUAUUAUCAUCAUUAACCAGAACAUGUAGAAUUCAACUAUUCGUCCGAGCGUCAUAUCUUGAUUUUAUCCCAAAUUUUCCUCAAAUACAAGCGUCAUUUGAAAACAAUCCGUUUUGGAGAGAUCAUCCCGUCAAAAUAUAUUAUGAUCAAACGAAUAAAUUAUUUUGUUUUCAUACAUUACCAUAUCCACAAACAGCUCAAGAUACACAAUGGCAUUUUGAAAAUACAUUGAUAGCAGCAGUUGGAGGAUCAAGGUAUGAUGAUAAUGCAGACGUUUCUUUUACCAAUCAUCAACAAAUUUCAACAACACUUACUAUCAAAAAUGACUAUGAAAAAUACAUCUAUCUUCCCCAGCGCUUCGAUCAUAGUGUUCAACAGUUAAAAUUAGAUCUUCCGUUGCACGUAAUACCAAUAGACAAUAUUUGCUCGAUUUUGGAUAAAAAAUUUGGAAAAACCUGUGGCAAGCUAACAAUGUUAUACUUUAAUGAUGGAUAUAAUACCGACGAAAGAUCUCAAGAAUUUUUGUUUAAAUUAUUUGAGUGUAUGCCGAAAUUAUUAGAAAUCAAAUUUAGUUCUAAGAAUAGUACAACUUUAAAGAAUAUGCUGAGUUUAAAAAUUCACAGUAUAGAAAGUUUGAUACUUGUUCAAUGCUACGAACCAACAAUCAACGACAUCGAUCUAAUAUCAUUAUCACUUCCAAACUUAAAAAAAUUUGAAUGUUCUAUUUCAACAAUCACCGGUUUAAAACAAAUAUUAUGUUUGUGCUUGAAGAAAAUGAUAUAUUUAGUUUAUUUGAGAAUCACAACAUCAAAACGUUUAUACAAGGACAGUUUUAAAAACUGGAUCGAAUAUAAACUGAAAAAUAGUCGAUAUAAAGUUGAUAACGGACUACAAAUUUGGCUGUAG